AUGGUCGGACUCGCAGUAGAACACAACAUCAAAGUCAACGAUGGCCCCUUGACCUCCGAAAACGCCGCUCUUCUCCGUCCCUCGGACCCCGACCUCCCCAUGGACGAACUCCGCCAUCGCUACGACCAAGACGGCUACCUCUUCCUCAAACACCUUCUCCCCCGCGAGGACGUCCUCGAAGCCCGCAGACAGUACUUCUCCCUCCUCGCCCCGACCGGCGUCCUCAAAGAAGGCUCCGACCCCGUCGAAGGCAUCUUCAACCCCGCCAAGUCGCCCGACGAGUACCCAGGCAUCGGCGCCGGCGCGGUAGGCAACAACGGCCGGCCGGGGGGCGACAAGGCGGCGCAGUUUGUGGAUCUGGCCAUCGAGGCGCACUACCAGGACUGGUAUGCGGAGACGUUCUGCCACCAUCCGGCGUUGGCCGGGUUCGUGGCCCGGUUCACGGGCUGGGGCGAGCAGACCUUGAAUUUCCGUCGCACGCUGCUGAGGAAUAACACUCCCCGCACGAAACCCAUCGGGGUGCACUAUGAUCAGAUCUUCUUGCGGCAUGGGGAGCCGACGAGCGUCACGGCUUGGGUGCCUAUGGGGGAUGUCAAGAUCAAUGGUGGGGGCCUGAUCUACCUCGAGGAUGGCGACCCUGUUGGACUCAAGAUCGAGGAAGAGUUCACCACCAAGGCGACGCAGGCGGGGUUGACCGACGAAGAGGCCAGGUCGGCUUUCAACGCGAAUAUGAUGGCCACGGGUCUUUUGUCCGAGUCGCCGGUGGAGUUUGCCAGGCAGCAUGGCCGUCGCUGGCUGGUGUCUGCCUAUGAGGCGGGUGAUGUCGUCUUGCACAAACCUCAUACGAUUCAUGCAUCGACUGUCAACCAUGACCCGGAUAAUGUCAUCCGUCUGGCGACGGAUCUGCGAUUCUGCGACUCUUCCAAGCCUUACGAUAAGUUCAGUUCCAUCUUCAGAUUCAGCGAAAUCUUACAGCUCCCCAUCGCAAUAUCCCCCCGUCCACCCAUGACCCUGAAGAGCGCACUGUACGACUCAGCCGAAUCCAUUCUUCAACGUCAGGCCAUAAGGAAUAUCAAAUACCGUGUUAUGACAAGCCAGAUUGGCAAUCUCGUCGCCGCCAUCGACCUCGCAGGAUGCCUCGACGUUGAGCUGGUUAACUUGGAUGGGUAUGCUGUUUGCCAGUUGGCCGAGGAGGGUGAGGAAGAGUAUGUUUCGGAUAUUCAUCGUGAUGUAUACUUGGUUAGUACAUUUGAAAUCUGA
Messenger RNA from Aspergillus thermomutatus, 1260 nucleotides. RefSeq lists its product as uncharacterized. The coding region runs from base 1 to 1260 and encodes 419 amino acids. The record is from RefSeq and is a predicted model, not a curated record. The transcript is spliced from 4 exons. Lineage: Eukaryota; Fungi; Ascomycota; Eurotiomycetes; Eurotiales; Aspergillaceae.